Messenger RNA from Auxenochlorella protothecoides, 1977 nucleotides. Its product is annotated as Serine/threonine-protein kinase haspin. Gene Ontology annotation, molecular function: histone H3T3 kinase activity; ATP binding. Gene Ontology annotation, cellular component: nucleus; cytoplasm. The coding region runs from base 1 to 1977 and encodes 658 amino acids. Lineage: Eukaryota; Viridiplantae; Chlorophyta; Trebouxiophyceae; Chlorellales; Chlorellaceae. The record is from RefSeq and is a predicted model, not a curated record. The transcript is spliced from 11 exons. Gene Ontology annotation, biological process: protein phosphorylation; mitotic cell cycle; intracellular signal transduction.
AUGGCAGAGAUGCGUCAGUACUUCCAGGAGGUGGAUGCCUUUGAGCUGGCCGCAGAGACGCCCUCGCCGAUGUUGCGGCCGCGAGCUCAGACCGUCGGGCCGGCCUCGCCCGUGCUUACCACGGCGCUGACAGCCAGCGAGUCUCUUCGGGAGCCGGCUCUGCGCGGAGGAGGGGAGGUCGCCGGCGAGUCCGGCGGCAGGCUGCCGGACUUGCGGGCCUCGCCGGAGCCUGCCGGGAGCCCCGCGCCGGCACUGGACGUGCCCGAGGGACCCCCCCCCAGCACGCAGCAGCGCCGCGCUUCCAGGGCUUCCGGCCUCUCGCGCCGCGUUUCAUGUGCCCUCGUGGCUCACCCCCUGCCCGACCUAGAUGCCGGAAGGCGCUCCAGCGUCGGCGGCGCCCGCUGGGGCGCGGGCAAGGUUUGGCGGACCUCGCUGGCACCCCGCCUCAGCCUGGCGGGGAGCCAGCUGGCAUCUGGGGUCAGCAGCGCCCUGCGGUGGGUCGGGGCGGUCCAGCCUCCCAGCCAGGCGGGGGAUGAGGAGCCCAGCCACGAGGCCGCCACCUCGCCGGCGCCCUGGGGUGUGGCGAGGCCGUCGGUGGCCGCUGGGAGGCUGCCCGUCCCGAGCCCCAUCCAGGAGAGUCCAGGCAGCGCGACAGACGAGGAGCCUGCUGGCGGGGAUGGCGACAAUCAUGCGACAGGUGGCCCCAGUGCUGUGGGGGGAUCGGGACCGCUGCCGCGGACCAAGACUGGGCGCGCCUCAGGGCUGAGCGGUGCAUUGAAAGCGAACGACACAUCGGAGCCAGGCGACGCUCUGGAGCUUGGGGAGGCCCUGCGGCGCUUGACCCUGGCGUCCGAGGGCCGCGCAGCUGGGGAGGGGGAGGCCGCCAAGACGGGGCUGGACCUGCUGCUGGAGUUUUGCGGUCAGACGACGGUGCCCUCCAUGGAGGAGCUGCUGGGUCAGCACGUGGACCUCUCCACGGUGCGGAAGAUCGGGGAGGGGACCUUCGGCGAGGCCUUCAAGGCCAGCGGCCAGGUUCUCAAGAUUGUGCCCAUGGAGGGGGACAUCAAGGUGAAUGGCGAGCUCCAGAAGCGGGCGGACGACAUGCUGGGCGAGGUGGCCAUCACCAAGACGCUGAGUGCGCUAGGCGACGAGGACGCGGCUGCCGCCAAUUCCACGCCCGGCUUCGUGCGGGCGCUGGGGGUGGGCGUAGGGCGGGGCGCCUACCCGCCGGCUCUGCUCAGCGAGUGGCACCGCUGGGACGCAGAGCACGCCUCCGAGAACGACCCCGUGGAUGUGUUUGGGCAGGACCAGCUGUACACGGUGUUCAUCUUUGAGGACGGGGGCAAGGACCUGGAGCAUGCCACCCUCGACUCCGCAUCUGACAUCCAGUCCAUCCUCCUGCAGACGACGCUGGCACUGGCCGUGGCCGAGGAGGCGGCGGAGUUCGAGCACCGUGACCUGCACUGGGGCAACCUCCUGGUGAAGCCGGCGGCGCCGGGCGAGGCCCUGCGCUGCCGGCUACGCGGUGUGGAGCUGGAGGUGUGCGGCGGGGGCCCGCGCUGCACCCUCAUCGACUUCACGCUGUCCCGGUUGCAGACCGCGGGCGGCGCGCUGGCCUUCUGCGACCUGGCCGCCGACCCGGAGCUCUUCGUCGGGCCGCGCGCCAAUGCCCAGGCGAGUGCCGAGGCGUAUCGGCGCAUGCGCAAGCUCACCGGCGACUCCUGGGAGAGAUACGUGCCGGGGACGAACGCGGUGUGGCUGCACUACCUGGCCGACACCUGCCUCACGCAGAAGCUGGCCCAGGCGUGUGGUGGUGGUGGUGGGGGCGGUGUGCGAGCCCUAGUGCCCGGCUGCAAGCACACGCCAGCAGACAAGGUGGCCCUGAGGGGCUUCCGGAAGCGGGUACUGGCCUACGCCAGUGCCGGCGAGGCGGUGUGGGACGAGUACUUCAAGGGCAGUUGGACGGCCACCGACUGA